Molecule: messenger RNA, 207 nt
Organism: Closterium sp. Naga37s-1
Lineage: Eukaryota; Viridiplantae; Streptophyta; Zygnematophyceae; Desmidiales; Closteriaceae
Source: the annotation of a GenBank genome assembly
UUAGGGGUGCGGGUGAUUGGAGCAUCGUUUGCUGACUUGCAAUUUGCUGCUGACCGGCAGAAGAUUGUUCCUGUAUUGAAGGUGAGUGCUGGUGAAGGUCACUGUGCAUGGGCCAACACAGCCCAUCGAGCUGCUCAGCUCACUUGCCUCCUUCUCCCUGCCGCCGCUCUGCCUCCUCCUCCUAAGAGCCCCCCCUUGCUCCCCUGA